Molecule: messenger RNA, 1545 nt
Organism: Hypoxylon trugodes
Lineage: Eukaryota; Fungi; Ascomycota; Sordariomycetes; Xylariales; Hypoxylaceae
Product: glycosyltransferase family 32 protein
Exons: 1
Coding region: 111-1304 (397 amino acids)
Biological process (GO): protein N-linked glycosylation
Cellular component (GO): mannan polymerase complex
Molecular function (GO): alpha-1,6-mannosyltransferase activity
Source: RefSeq, a predicted model, not a curated record
UGGGGUAAGAAUACUCUCGGAGUUUAUCACAGUCAUCGAUUUUCCUUUGGACACAGACCCUGAUUUGGACUUACUUCAUCUUUGUAUUCGAAAGCAGGUCCAUUGCCAAGAUGAACGCACCCAUAUCACCAUUAUCGCCUAGAUUGGCAUCAACCACCGCGAAGUUUAGGAAUCGCAUCCCAACGCAGCUACGAAGAACCAUCCCAGUGUACCUCGUAUGCGUAUGCAUUUUUUUGGUCUUCCUCAACAUCGACCUCAUGCCAUCGGUGCCGAGUCCGAGCGGCAUGUUUAAACGAAGCUCGAUAUCACAGAAGCCUUCGUCAUCCGACUACUCAAGAGGCUUUCCAAGGAAGAUAUGGCAAACUUGGAAGAUUGACCCUUUCUCUUUUGAAGAACGAGAUACUGCGACGGCCAAGACGUGGACGAUGUUGAAUCCUAGCUUUAGAUACGAGGUACUUACGGACAACAAUGACAUGAACUACAUCGAACAGCAUUUUGGCCCCGAAGGAUUCAAUCGUAUGGAUAUUAUCGACUUGUAUCGAUCAGUUAAUGCAACGAUAAUUAAAGCGGACCUUCUGCGUUAUCUUGUUAUGUAUGCGGAAGGUGGUGUGUACGCUGAUAUUGACGUCGAAGCACUUCGGCCUGUGCAUCGAUUUAUCCCGGAGCGAUAUGAUGAAUCAGAAAUCGACAUGGUACUUGGGGUAGAAAUUGACCAGCCGCAAUAUAAGGACCACAAUAUCCUCGGCAGGAAAUCGCAAUCAUUUUGUCAGUGGACAUUCAUGGCAAAACCCCGACUUCCGGUGAUGCUGAGACUAGUAGAAAAGAUCGAAAGGUGGCUGACGGAUAUUGCCAAGAAACAAAAUGUACCGAUUGGCGAAGUGGUUCUAGACUUUGACGAAGUGAUAAGCGGUACAGGCCCAUCUGCAUUUACCGCUGCUAUAUUGGAAGACAUGAAUAGGCGGCGCGGCGAUGCUGCCAUCACUUGGGAUGAUUUCCAUAAUUUGGACGAGUCAAAAGCCGUCAGAGGUAUGCUGGUCUUAAAUGUCGAGGCAUUCGCCGCAGGACAAGGUCACUCGGACUCUGGCAACCAUAAUGCUAGAGGUGCACUCGUCAAACACCACUAUCAUGCUUCAAACUGGCCGAGUCGACAUCCUCGAUUUAACCACCCGAUAUAUGGGGAAGUGGAAAGAUGUAAUUGGAAUGCUGAGUGUGUUAGAAAAUGGGAUGAAGAUGUAGAAACAUUCGGACUUCUUCCACCGGAGGAACAGCAAAAGAGAAUCGAUGAGAAGAAUAUACAUUCGUAGCUACCUACCUAUACAUUAAUCGGGUACUAGAGCGAAGAAAGUCGGUUCUCGCGUCGGUAUGUUCAAUUGGAUGUCAAUUUUAUCGUGGUGCUAUUGGCGAAAUUGUGAAGAAUAGUUGAUUUAUGUAGCCAUUUCAAAACUACAUAUGUACGAAGAAAUUCCAACAAACCUGUUUACGUAAUCAAAUACAGGUAAACUCUAGGGCUACGUCAUUUAGGGGUUAGGUACCCACCCACGAUAA